AUGGACUUGCAAUCACUCAUGGGUCAGCCGCACAUGAGCUCAAUGGGCGUCGCAAAUGGAGACGUGCCUCAGCAGGAUAAUGCAGAAACCGUAUACAUUAGCAGCUUGGCGCUGCUCAAGAUGCUCAAGCACGGACGUGCUGGCGUGCCAAUGGAGGUGAUGGGUCUUUUACUGGGCACCAUUGUCGACGACUAUACUGUAUCUGUGGUGGACGUAUUUGCCAUGCCCCAAUCAGGCACUGGUGUAAGCGUGGAGGCUGUGGACCCCGUUUUCCAAACCAAGAUGCUUGAUAUGCUCAAACAGACAGGCCGCUCAGAAGUUGUCGUCGGCUGGUACCAUUCACAUCCAGGUUUCGGCUGCUGGCUCUCAAGCGUCGAUAUCAAUACGCAGCAGUCCUUCGAGCAGCUGAACCCGCGUGCUGUGGCGAUUGUCGUCGACCCCAUCGAGUCCGUCAAAGGCAAGGUCGUCAUUGAUGCCUUCCGCCUCAUUAACCCAUCCACCGUCAUGCUCGGCCAAGAACCUCGUCAGACGACAUCAAAUAUCGGCCAUCUCAACAAGCCGUCAAUCCAGUCACUUAUCCACGGCGUAAACCGCCACUACUACUCUAUGGCCAUUGGUUAUCGAAAGACACAGCUCGAGCAAAGCAUGCUGGGCAACCUACACAAGCGCAACUGGACAGACGGGCUCAAACUCGCCGAUUUCCAGGAACAUCAGCAUUCCAACCAGGCAGCGGUCAAGCGCAUGCUCUCCCUCGCAGAGGACUACCAAAAAUCCGUCAAGGAAGAAGCCAAGCUCACACCUGAGCAAAUCAAGACCCACUAUGUCGGCAAGCAAGAUCCAAAAAGACACCUGGAAGAUGCCGUCGAAACCUCUAUGGGCGAUCAAAUUGUACAGAGUUUGGGUACUAUGAUUCUCGCCGAGCUUUAG
Molecule: messenger RNA, 927 nt
Organism: Malassezia globosa CBS 7966
Lineage: Eukaryota; Fungi; Basidiomycota; Malasseziomycetes; Malasseziales; Malasseziaceae
Exons: 1
Coding region: 1-927 (308 amino acids)
Biological process (GO): protein deubiquitination; proteasome-mediated ubiquitin-dependent protein catabolic process
Cellular component (GO): proteasome regulatory particle, lid subcomplex
Molecular function (GO): metallopeptidase activity; protein binding; proteasome binding
Source: RefSeq, a predicted model, not a curated record